This is a messenger RNA of Salarias fasciatus (jewelled blenny), 3007 nucleotides long. RefSeq lists its product as uncharacterized. The transcript is spliced from 2 exons. Lineage: Eukaryota; Metazoa; Chordata; Actinopteri; Blenniiformes; Blenniidae. The record is from RefSeq and is a predicted model, not a curated record. The coding region runs from base 727 to 1701 and encodes 324 amino acids.
AGUGAGUCCAUGCUGAUUGCAGUAGGUUUGGACUAAACUCCAUAAAAAUAGUCACAUAAAUUAAUAAUAAAUUAAUAUCAUGCUGUACCAGUAAAAAAAAAAAGUUGACAUAUGGCUAUCAAUGCAUCUAUAAAACAAACCGACUCCUCCUCCUUAUCUCAGCUAUGGACCAAUAAAAACUCUGAGAUGUUUGUUACCUGUCACGAAAUCUGUGAAUCGUGACUCGGUUCACACACAGCUCAACAGCAAAAUCUGAGUUAAUAGUCUUGAAAUAAGACUACUGGAUAGACUUCAAUAGUGCUGUUUUUCUUUUGUACUUGAUGGAAAAAAACAUUCUGCACCCUUUAUAAUAAUACUAAGUAAUUUGCAUUUCAACAGUUGGCAAAUUCUAUAAAAUUAUAACAACGCAUCCUCAUGGCUAGGAAUUUUAUUUAUCAAGAUGUGUUUUCAUGCAGAAUGCUUCAGCCAGAGCUUCUACUGCUUUAACCCAUUUUUGACAACAAAAGAUUCAGUCAAAAACAUUUUUUCAGCAUUUAAAACCCAUCAUAAUGCAGGAAAUCGCAUCGAGAUUCUUAAUUCUUGGAGGACCUCGAACCUCCCCAUUAGCUUUCCAUUCUUCUUUGACUUUUGUGGGAAAAAGAAUCUUUUACUUGCUUUCUCUGUAUUUCAAAGCUGUAUUUCAAAGCUUCAGUCAGGGUUGGUCACACCAACCCUGACUGAACACAGAUGAUGGCGCUUCGUCUCCUCUCUACACUGAUCCUGCUCUCUACCAGCGGCUCUGUCUGUGGACUGAUGAUCCUCGAGGUUUUGGGAAACGAUGUUAAAUUCCCUUUUAGCGCGUCAUGUGGAGCAGAGAAGACUCAGCGUCUGUUCCUCCAUGUGAGAGGUUCUCCCCCCCGGCUGGUAGCGUCUCGGACUGGAGCUCAGGUCUCUCCUGGACCACUUUACACUGACAGACUGAACCACAGCGACUCUCUUCUCCUCCUGAAACUCGUGAGGAUGAACGACGCCGGACUCUACGAGCUGACAUGUAACGACCGUGUAGAGACUCUGAUGGAGCUGCAGCUCUUCUUCCCGGUGGAAACGGUCUCUGCUGAGGGGCAAACCGUGGAUCUCCCGUGUCAUUCCGUUACACUCGGUGGAUCCGUGGAGAGUGUGAAGUGGGAGAAGAGCAGCGGACAGGUGGUGCUGGAGGUGGACGGACUCUCUGGAAGCUGGACUCCGGGGGAAGAGUUUCAAGGAAGCCGGCUGUCAGUGUCCAGGGACUGGAAGGAAACAGGGGACUUGUCGCUCCGGAUGGAGGUGAAGGAGGAACACGGAGGACUUUUCUUCUGCUCGGUAACAGAAGGCAGAGUGAAGACCUUGAAGGCAGCAGUGAGGCUGACAGUCAGACCGAACAUCACGGAUCCAGAGAGCAGCGAGACCAGCGAGCAGCCUCAGGAGUCACACUGUGCUGAGGUUUAUUGGCGUAAACUCUUCAUCACAGCAGCAGUUGUCCUGAGCCUAAUUCUGCUUCUGUUCAUGGCUGCUGCUGGAUGUUUUCUGAAAAUAAUCAGGCGAGCUGUUCUGAAGGCAUCAUCACAAGACAGAAAGAAAGAAGACGAGAGCAACACAAAUCCAAGAGGGGCUGAAGAAGGUCUGUCCUCUUCAGGAUCAGACACCAGUGAGAAAACCUGCUUGAGGACCAGAGAGAGUCUCUGAUUUCUCCUCCUGAUCUUUCAAUUUGUUUCAGUUUCAAUUCAGCUUCAUUUAUAUUGUGUCAAACACAACAGUCAUUUCUGGAGACUUUGACAGAGAAAUAGAAAGUUGGUGGUGGCAACUUCACACACACACACACCCACACACACACACACACACACACACACACACACACACACACACACACAGAGGGGGGGCAACAGAAAAACAGAAUCCACAGAUCAGAAGCGCUGUUCUGCCAUGUUCAACAACGUGUGAUCAUUAACCACAUUGCUAAAAAGCACAAAGAGCGACAAAACAAGUGAUAAGUUAACCAGCUCUCACCUUUAGUAGAGCUGGAGUCUCCUCUUUUUUUUAAUUUUGAACAGCACAACACUUCAUAUUGAUUUGACCAAGCCAGUGGAGUUUACUGUUGUUUUUAAAGCACAUAAACUUUUUUUCUUAAUGAAAUACUAUAUUUUGACUGAGGGGGCGAGGCAGUCUGCGCGAGGGGGCAAUGCUCCCAGCAGAUUGGAGUCUGAAAACCUGCUCUGAGUUCAUCUGAUAGUGUUAGUGCGCCACCUACUGGGGAAAAUACUUUGUGUGUGAAUAAAAAUAAUAAUUUCCCCAGCAGUAUUACUGCGAUACAUGAAGUGAAACCUUGGAGUAUUUUACUUUUUACAGUAAAAUCUCCCUUUUUCUCUUUUUGUAUAUAAUUGUUUUCUGUUAGUUACACAACAAAAUAUCAAACACAGUCAUUGUCACAGAAGGACUGAGAGAUGGACAUGAGGGACCUUUCAAUGGUCCUCUGCUGUAAUGACAACACAUCUAAACAGUUUAACUUCCAGUGUUCACACAAUGCCAAAGAGACAAUGCAUUCUGGGGACAAUGAUCGUUUGUAUGAGAAAUGUAGUUUUGAAACAAGAGCGAACAGUUUUUGGACAGAUAUGAGGUUUUGUAAGUGAACCAUGGUGUUAAGCUGAACUGGAAGACUGUUCACAAAGAUCUUAGAGUUUGGAGAAUAUAAUUUCUGGUUCAAGAAAUGAGUCAGUGAGUUUUUUCUUAAUGUCUCUGCACUCCUGUUCACCUGUGUAGUGAUGGCAAGAAACAGACAAUGUGACACAGAAAAUUUGGCCUUGCAAAAUAAAUAAAUAAAUAAAUAAAUAAAUAAAUAAAACACAAUUAUUUUAUCACAACAAACAUCUUUAUUCCUUAUAAGUGUAUUUUAGGUAUGAAAAGUUUAACUUUGAUGCAAAAACAUUCAUAAACAGUUCCGAUGUUAAAAUGCUGAACAGAUGUACUGUUUAAUGUCUUUUUAAAUAAAAAUCUC